This is a messenger RNA of Capsicum annuum, 501 nucleotides long. RefSeq lists its product as uncharacterized. The coding region runs from base 1 to 501 and encodes 166 amino acids. NCBI's taxonomy places the organism in Eukaryota, Viridiplantae, Streptophyta, Magnoliopsida, Solanales, Solanaceae. The record is from RefSeq and is a predicted model, not a curated record. The transcript is spliced from 2 exons.
AUGGCUAUGCUGAAGCAGUUGAUGGUGAAUGUGCCUUUAGUGGAGGCAUUAGAGCAGAUGCUUGGGUAUGCUAAGUUCAUAAAAGACCUGGUGAUGAAGAAGAGAGUAGUGAGUUACAAAUCCGUACAUAAUCUUCAUCACUGUGGUGCUAUAUCAACAAGGUCUUUGGUGCAAAAUAAAGUAAACCCAGGAGCAUUCUCGAUUACUUAUACUAUCGAGUCUCUUGGUUUUGCCAAAGCUUUAUAUGAUCUGGGAGUAAGCAUCAAUUUGAUGCCGCUCCCUGUCUAUAAGAAGUUGGGUCAGGGGGAUCGUAUACCUACAAAUAUGUUAUAUGAUGUGUUAGUAAAGCAUAAGGAAAUAAGUGGGUUCUCUAUUGUUGAUGUAUACUUUAAGGAUGAGAAGGAAGUUUUGAUUGAAGAGAAAUUUGCUGUCGAACCCUUAGCUGCACUCUUGAUGAAUUUCGAUAGUGAAGGCAUUGAAGAGUAUGAGGAAAUUAUUUGA